AUGGGGUUUCGCAUCACCACCUGGAACGUCAAUGGAAUUCGAAACCCAUUCUCCUAUGAGCCAUGGAGAGGGACGAAGACUUUCGAGUCUAUGUUUGAUAUCCUCGAAUCUGAUAUCGUGGUUUUUCAAGAAACCAAGAUCCAACGAAAGGACCUGCGAGAUGACAUGGUCCUGGUACCCGGAUGGGAUUGUUACUUCAGUCUCCCUAAAACCAAAAAGGGCUACUCCGGAGUCGUAAUAUACACGCGCAACGCGACGUGUGCUCCGAUCCGCGCCGAGGAAGGCAUCACGGGGGUUCUUUGUCCUCCAAACUCUUCAACCUCCUUCCGCGACCUGCCGGAAGAGCAGCAGAUUGGCGGCUAUCCAACACCUGAGCAGCUCUCACGGCCCAGUACCCUAUCAAGCGAUAGCUCGGGAGAAGAAAAUGAUGGUGAAAGCACACCAGCCGAACCUAGUGAUGCCGCAACCCUCGACUCUGAAGGACGAUGUGUCAUUCUCGAGUUUCCCGCAUUUGUACUCAUCGGAACAUACUGCCCUGCAUACCGAGAUGAAAGCCGUGAUUCGUUUCGAAUGGACUUUCUCAAUGCGGUCGAUGCCCGAGUCCGGAAUCUCACCGCUAUGGGCAAACGCGUGUUCCUGACUGGUGACAUCAACAUCUCCAAGUGUCCUAUCGACUCUGCGCAUGCUAUUGAAGGUAUUAGGAAAUGCUCAACCACGGAGGAUGAGUUUUUAUCUAGUCCGCCCCGGAAACUUUUCAACGAGUUGCUCUCGGAUGGAGUGGUGGUUGGAAAGCGUGGGGCCGGUCGCGAAAAUCCGGUUCUCCAUGAUAUUUGCAGGUCGUUCCACCCUUCUCGUGCAGGCAUGUACACUUGCUGGGAUACGCGACUAAACACUCGGCCUGGGAACUACGGCUCGAGGAUUGACUACGUGCUCUGCAGUCUGGAAAUGAAAGAUUGGUUUUCUGACUCCAAUAUACAAGAAGGCCUGAUGGGCUCUGACCAUUGCCCGGUUUACGCUCUCUUCAAGGACCGAGUGUCUCUUGGAGGGGAAGAAGUUCAUAUCCGUGACCUCGUGAACCCGCCGGGGUUAUUCAGAAAUGGCGAGCGACAACACGAGUAUACCUCACGGCUCAUCCUCACAUCAUCUGGACGGUUACUCCCCGAAUUCGAUGUCGAUAGAAGGCGAAGCAUCAAAGACAUGUUCUCUCGGAACACCCCAAGUGCGCCAAAGGCGAUACCUGUCCCCACUCCCCCCACAGCAUCUACACCCAAAGAGGCUAGAGAUUCUCCGCCUAUAUCUAUAAACGAAAGCGCAGCAAAAUCAACCCGCAAGCGAUCCCAGCCACCCCCCAUAUCACCUGUCAAGCGUUCGAAAUCCACCCUGUCCUCGUCCGCGGCCUCGUUAUCAGGCCAAAAAACCCUCGCCGGCUUUUUCAAGCCGAAGCCUACCCCCAGUGGAACCGUAUCUACAUCAGCAACAGCCUCCGAUUCUCGCCGGGAUGUAAUGCCUUCCACCGCAAGUGAUGCGUCGCUCCAAGUCGACUCGGAGGCGAACCCCCAGCAUCCCAACGGCGACCCAUCCACUCAAUAUCCAACCAGCCAGUUGCACAGUCAGGUCGAGGACGAUACCGUGAUUGACCCGAUCGUUAGUAAAGAAGAUUGGACGAAGUUGUUCACCAAGAAACCGGCGCCGAAGUGUGACGGGCACCAAGAGCCAUGUAUCAGCUUGACCACAAAGAAACCAGGGAUCAAUCAAGGACGGGCGUUCUGGAUCUGCCCCCGGCCACUUGGUCCCAGCGGCGAGAAAGAAAGGGGAUCACAGUGGCGAUGUCCGACAUUUAUCUGGUCCAGCGAUUGGAAUCCAUUGUCCCAGCAGGAACCUUAA
Molecule: messenger RNA, 1884 nt
Organism: Penicillium argentinense
Lineage: Eukaryota; Fungi; Ascomycota; Eurotiomycetes; Eurotiales; Aspergillaceae
Product: DNA-(apurinic or apyrimidinic site) lyase APN2
Exons: 6
Coding region: 1-1884 (627 amino acids)
Biological process (GO): base-excision repair
Cellular component (GO): nucleus
Molecular function (GO): double-stranded DNA 3'-5' DNA exonuclease activity; DNA-(apurinic or apyrimidinic site) endonuclease activity; DNA binding
Source: RefSeq, a predicted model, not a curated record